AUGGGAUCUACAUGGAAACCUGCUGAAGACUAUGUGUUGCAAUUAGCAACGCUUCUUCAGAACUGUAUGUCACCAAAUCCAGAAGUCCGUAAUAAUGCCAUGGAAGCUAUGGAAAACUUCCAGCUACAACCCGAAUUCUUCAAUUAUCUGUGUUAUAUCCUAAUUGAAGGUGAAUCCAAUGAAGUUUUGAAACAACACUAUUCUCCACAAGAUUUACAGAACAACAGAGCUACCGCUGGUAUGCUGUUGAAAAAUUCCAUGCUAGGGGAAAACAAUAUAAUUAAAAACAACAGCCAUGAUUUAGAAUACGUCAAAUCGAACAUCAUUCACGGCCUCUAUAACUCAAACAAUAACCUUGUUUCGAAUGUGACAGGUAUUGUCAUCACUACCUUAUUUUCUACUUACUAUAGACAACAUAGGGAUGAUCCAACUGGUCUUCAAAUACUUUAUCAAUUAUUGGAGCUAACUUCAAAUGGAAACGAACCUAGUAUCAAGGCUUUAUCCAAAAUCAUGGAAGACAGUGCCCAAUUUUUCCAAUUGGACUGGUCAGGAAAUGCCAAACCUAUGGAAACCCUAUUGGACAGUUUUUUCAAGUUUAUUUCUGAUCCAAGUUUUUCACCAGUGAUUCGUUCGGAAUCGGUCAAGUGUAUAAAUACAGUGAUUCCGUUACAGACUCAAAGUUUUAUUGUAAGAUUAGAUAAAUUUUUGGAGAUUAUUUUCCAGUUGGCACAAAAUGACGAAAACGACCUAGUUAGAGCACAAAUUUGCAUAAGUUUCAGUUUCUUACUGGAAUUUAGACCCGAUAAACUGGUUGCUCACUUGGAUGGUAUUGUGCAAUUUAUGUUGCAUUUAAUCGCCAAUGUAAAUGAAGAAAAAGUGGCUAUUGAGGCCUGUGAAUUUUUGCAUGCUUUUGCAACAAGCCCAAAUAUUCCUGAACAUAUUUUACAACCAUAUGUUAAGGAUAUUAUACCCAUACUAUUGUCCAAAAUGGUAUAUAACGAAGAAUCCAUUAUUCUCCUAGAAGCCUCUAACGAUGACGAUGCGUUCCUGGAGGACAAAGAUGAGGAUAUUAAGCCUAUCGCCCCCCGUAUUGUGAAAAAGAAAGAGGCAGGGAACGGUGAUGAUGCUGAUGAUAACAACGAAGAUGAUGAGGACGAAGAUGAAGAUGGCGAUGUCGACACUCAGUGGAAUUUGAGAAAAUGUUCCGCCGCAACGCUAGAUGUGAUGACAAAUAUUUUACCGCAUCAAGUGAUGGACAUUGCAUUUCCGUUUUUGAGAGAACACUUGGGUUCUGAUAGAUGGUUUAUUAGAGAAGCUACUAUAUUAGCAUUGGGAGCCAUGGCCGAAGGUGGUAUGAAAUACUUUAACGAUGGACUGCCUGCAUUGAUACCGUUUUUGGUGGAACAGCUGAACGACAAGUGGGCGCCCGUGAGGAAAAUGGCAUGUUGGACAUUGAGCAGGUUUUCACCAUGGAUACUGCAAGAUCAUACUGAAUUUCUAAUGCCAGUUUUGGAGCCCAUAAUCAAUACCUUAUUGGAUAAGAAGAAAGAUGCUCAAGAAGCCGCUAUUAGUAGUGUGGCUGUAUUUAUUGAGAAUUGUGAUUCCGAGUUGGUUGAAACCUUAUUCUAUAGCCAGUUAUUGACGAGUUUUGAUAAGUGUUUGAAAUACUACAAGAAGAAGAACUUGAUUAUAUUGUACGAUGCCAUUGGACGGUUUGCCGAGAAAUGUGAAUUGGACGAAACGGCGAUGCAAAUAAUUUUGCCACCUUUGAUCGGAAAAUGGGCUCUAUUGUCGGAUAGCGAUAAGGAGUUGUGGCCACUUCUAGAGUGUCUUUCGUGUGUGGCAUCGUCUUUAGGAGAAAGGUUCAUGCCCAUGGCACCCGAAGUAUACAAUAGAGCCUUUAGAAUUUUGUGUCAUUGUGUGGAAUUGGAGACCAAAUCUCACCAAGACCCUACGAUAGUGGUGCCUGAGAAAGAUUUCAUAAUCACGUCAUUAGAUUUGAUCGAUGGGCUAGUACAGGGCCUUGGUGCUCAAUCGCAAGAUUUGUUGUUCCCUCAGGGAACUAAAGAUUUGACGAUUUUAAAGAUCAUGUUGGAAUGUCUACAGGAUUCAGUCCAUGAAGUGAGACAGAGUUGUUUUGCCUUGUUGGGAGAUAUUGUGUAUUUCUUCAAUUCGGAAUUAAUAAUAGGCAAUUUGGAAGAAUUUUUGAAGCUGAUCGGUACGGAAAUAAUGCAUAACGACGACAGUGACGGGGUCCCCGCCGUGAUAAAUGCGAUCUGGGCGCUCGGGUUAAUAAGCGAACGUAUAGACCUGAACACCUACAUAAUUGAUAUGUCCAGAAUCGUUCUAGACCUGUUUACCACCACUACCCAAAUCGUGGACAGUUCGGUGAUGGAGAACUUGUCUGUGACCAUUGGCAAAAUGGGGCUAACGCACCCUGAGGUUUUCAGUUCUGCCGCGUUUUCCAGCGAUUCGAACUGGAAUAAAUGGUGCCUGUGUGUGAAUGCUUUGGCCGAUGUGGAGGAAAAGAGUAGCGCUUACAUGGGGUUCCUGAAGAUCAUCAACGUUACCCACACGGGAACCGCGAUGAGCAAUGACACCAUCAAAAAGGUCGUAUCAGGGUUGUCGAACAACGUAGAGGCCAACGUGUUUGCGCAGGACAUAUAUACUUUUUUGAUGAACCAUUCCGCCCAAAUCUCCAACAUCAAUUUCACGCCGGAUGAAAUUUCAUUCUUACAGCAGUUCACUAACUAG
Saccharomyces eubayanus is the source of this 2754-nucleotide messenger RNA. It is a transcript of the gene KAP104, whose product is annotated as Kap104p. NCBI's taxonomy places the organism in Eukaryota, Fungi, Ascomycota, Saccharomycetes, Saccharomycetales, Saccharomycetaceae. Gene Ontology annotation, cellular component: cytoplasm; nucleus. The transcript has a single exon. Gene Ontology annotation, biological process: protein import into nucleus. Gene Ontology annotation, molecular function: protein binding; nuclear import signal receptor activity. The record is from RefSeq and is a predicted model, not a curated record. Bases 1 to 2754 code for a protein of 917 amino acids.